GCCUUUCAGCAUUGAGAUUAUCAAUUGAUUCACACAUUCAGUCUCAAUUUUGGUGACGAACAAACUUGUUCAGAGAAAACCAAAUUGAACAAAAAAAAAACCUAGUGAGAGAGGAAAAAAAGAACCAUUUCAUCUCAAUUUCGAUUGCAUUAAAAAGUGUAGAAAAAGCGAAGAACCAUGCCGAAAAACAAGGGAAAGGGAGGGAAAAAUCGUCGUCGUGGUAAGAACGAAAACGAAUCCGAAAAACGUGAAUUGAUUUUCAAGGAAGACGAACAAGAAUAUGCCCAAGUCACGAAAAUGUUAGGCAAUGGCAGAUUGGAAGCAAUGUGCUUCGAUGGUGUCAAACGCUUGUGUCACAUCAGAGGCAAACUUCGGAAGAAAGUCUGGAUCAAUCAAGGCGAUAUUAUUCUGGUUGGUUUGCGUGAUUAUCAAGAUUCAAAGGCCGAUGUUAUCCUCAAAUAUACACCCGAUGAAGCAAGAAAUCUAAAAACGUACGGUGAAUUCCCCGAAUCGGUGCGCAUCAACGAUACAGUUACAUUUGUUGAAGACGGAUUAGACGAAGACAUUGAAUUUGGUGAUGAGAUCAGUUCCGAAGAUGAUGCCGAUUCAGUUGAUGCUAUUUGAUAAGGAGGAAGCACACGCAACUGUUAUCGUUAAGAGAAUUAUGUUAAGAAUAAUCUAUUUCUUCGCAAACAAUUAACUGGUGAAACACAACAGAAAUUCGAUAUACAAAUAAAAUACCACUCACAAAAAAAAAACGAA
This is a messenger RNA of Sitodiplosis mosellana (orange wheat blossom midge), 762 nucleotides long. RefSeq names its product eukaryotic translation initiation factor 1A, X-chromosomal (gene eIF1A). Gene Ontology annotation, cellular component: cytoplasm. Bases 178 to 624 code for a protein of 148 amino acids. The record is from RefSeq and is a predicted model, not a curated record. Gene Ontology annotation, molecular function: translation initiation factor activity; RNA binding. Gene Ontology annotation, biological process: translational initiation. The transcript is spliced from 2 exons. NCBI's taxonomy places the organism in Eukaryota, Metazoa, Arthropoda, Insecta, Diptera, Cecidomyiidae.